ACUAAAGCUCAAAAAAAAAGCGUGGGAGCAGCUCUCUCUCCCGCGAAGGGAUUUUCGUGGAGGUCGGUUCAGGGAAACCUCUGGAAGCGCUUGCCCGCCCCAACCCCGUGCGCGGCGUUCUCCGGGCGCUCUGUGCCGCUGGAUGCCGCGGGGCUGGGGGGCUCGGCCUGGCCCCCGCCGAUGGAGCCGGGCUGCCAGGCGGCGCUCGGCGGGGCCUGUGCGGGCGGAGCGCCGGCCCGAGCACGGCGGCUGGCGGCGCCCCGGCCCCCCGCAGCGGUGCCGCGGGCGCGUGUGGGCCGCGCCGGGGCCGGGCGGCUGCGGCCGACGGGCCGCGCCGGGGCCCCGCUGCCCUGCCCGGCAUGGGGCGACCCCUGCCCGGCACGGGCCCGGGGGUGCUGCCCGCAGCCCUGCCCCUAGCGCCCCGAGGGAGCCGCAGGAGCCCGGCCAGAGGCAGCAGGAUUGUGACUUGCACUUACAGAGUCAGCAACUGGAAAAAUGCCAGAUUCUGAAAGUAAUUUGGUGUCUUCACAUGUGGAUGUUAUAAAUGGUACUUCAGUCUUGAGCGAAACAAAAAUUUCGGAUGAAAAGGGAUCUGUUGAAAAAAGAGCAGUGACUCGGAUUGGGAAGAAUGGCUAUCCUGACUCCAUAUACAUAAAUGCAGCUAAGAUUUUUCAAGGCAUUCGUACCGAAAAGAGUACGGGUAGAAUCCUGCUGCGGUACGGCGAUACCUCAGAAUCGCCCGUGGUGGCUUUUAAAGAUGAGCAUUCCAGGCGUGUCUCUUAUGAACUGGCUUUCAAUGCUCUAAAAUAUCAAGAUCUUCUUGAAGAAAUGUUGUUAGAUAGUAAAGUUUACCCAUGCUACUCAAUACCAGAUGAGCUAACCAGCUUGCUUGUUGUGAUGCUUUAUGACCUACAAGACCGAAAGUUUGAAAAACGAAAGGUUUUUGCUGAAGAGGAACUUGUAGCAGAAGUUCAGGAAAUAGGGCAUUAUUUAUACAGAUAUAAGACCAAACUGGCAGCUGCACUAGCACGAUGUCGCAUCAAAUAUGAUGCUCUUUCAAUUGAGUACUUUGUGCCAGAAAGCAUAUCAAAGCGGGAACAAAGGACUUCUGCUUUACCCGUCUGUUUUUGGAUAAACACUUUUAAAAUCAGCCUUGAAGAUGUUAUCAGAGAUUUGGAGAUGAAUGGAUUCACAAAGGUUGAAUCUGUGUCAGACUUUGACCAUUACACGUAUGCUGUGGACCAACAUUGCCAUGAUGUAUUGGUUUUUCCUUCCUCUCUUAGAGAAGAACUGCUUAAUUUAGAUCUUUUUGCAGAUUGCAAACUCUUACUGCAGGAUAAGUCUCGCAGCCUUGCUGUACACUCCGCACACGCGCUGUUGGGCGAAGGUGGUGACAUUAUAAUGGCUCACAGAGGUUCCCAUCUGACCAUUGCCCAUAUGUCAGUGCUGACAAAUGACAGCACGUCCAGAAUUUUUGUUUGUGGUGUGGAAUCUUCGGCAAAAGAAGAACUGAUGAACAGUUUCAUUCACAUGGGAUGUAAAAAUAUUUGGUUGUUACAUGAAGACUUUACUGAGCUUCAACCAACAGACCCAAGACUUGAAAAAGCAAAAGUUAUUUUGCUGCUACCACAAUGCUCUGAACUGGGUGCUGGCAAUCCAAUGGAGCUUAUUUUAAGUGAACACAGAGAUGCAGAAUUGUUACGAGACCUUUUCCAGGGAUUUGUGUCUGAGGAUAAACUCAGGAUUCUUGCUGAGAGGCAGCUUAAUGAGUUGCUUCAUGCACUGAAAUUUAACAAAGUACAAGCUAUUGUUUACUGCACUUGCUCAGUUUACCCAGAAGAAAAUGAACUUGUAGUGAAAAAAGCACUGGAAUCUGGAGUGGAGGGAGAUAAAGUACGACCAUAUAGGCUUAUUCCUUCUAUUUUUUCUACUUGCUCCGAUUCAGAGCCUUCCACUGAAAUGUUUUUCAAAAUGGAGCCAUCAGAAAUUUCCAGUGGCUGUUUCCUAGCUGUUCUAGAGAGAGAGAAAAAAGUGACUGCUAAAGACAUUUUGGCUUCUGCUGCGGCAAAAGCUCUACUAGAUGGCAUUGUUGAAGAAAAACCAAAAGAAGAGGUGAAAAAGCCAAAAGUAAAACAACGCAGACGUAAGGUUGCUGCUAGUGAUAGUAAGCCAAAAGCUGCAAAGCUCCUUCACCGCCAAACUGGAGCUAAUGUUAAGGCUGAAGUUCCCGUGUCUAAAGCAGCCAGUAAGAUACAAGAAAAGCAUGUUUGCCCAGUGUGCCCCACAAAAGCAGGCAGUGACACCCCACAGAAGACUGUGCAAGGGAAAAAAGCAGCCAGUAACAUACAACGAAAGAGUGUGCACCGAACAAAAGCAGCCAGUAAUGUAUCCACGUCUAAAGCAGCCAGUAAUGUAUCCACGUCUAAAGCAGCCAGUAAUGUAUCCACGUCUAAAGCAGCCAGUAAUGUAUCCACGUCUGAAGCAGCCAGUAACGCACAGCAGAAGAACGUGCCCCGAACAGACAGCCCUGUCGAGCUGAAGAAAUCUGUGAACCCUGAUUGACACACAGCACCACUGAAAGUGCAGAAGCCAACAUCUCAUCUAUCACCUCUGGGCAAGGUGUAUGAGACAGACAGACACCUGCUCAAAAGGCACACGCAGAACAGAACAGGGUUGUACUGAAGGCCCCAACAUCACUUUGCCUUCACAGGUAACACCAUAUGAAAGGUUAAUGAAACAAACCCAGGGUAUCAACUUAACAUUGCUUUCAUGGCCAGACUGGAGCAGAGAGUCCAAGUGGUUGGAUAUUUCCACCACCCUGGUCAAAAAUGGUCAAGCCAACUUGGCUGUAUGAACCUUCAGACUGUGCCCUCCCUUUGUAAAGAAGGUAAAGGUUCCUGUAUAUGAAUCAGGAGCCUUAAAUUACAGUAUAUAUUUAUGCAAGGAUAAUCUGGCCUUAGGAUAAAUUAUGGGCUAGGUAUAUAGAAAUAUCCAUGUUAGAUAGUAACUUUUCAUCCAGUAAUCACACUUGAAGUAAAUGGAGCUCAGCUGCCUAAGGCUGGUAGAUUGUUGGGGGAAGUGAGGUCAAAAACCUAUAGCCUUUUGCUAUACAGUUUGAAGUGACAAAUCGUACGCCCAGCGCCUCACUGUAUCUAAACCUUUACAGAUAAUCAGUUUCAAAUUGAUGUUUUUAAAGUGAGACUGAAUUUUUUAAAGUGGCUUUUCUUUACAAGUGCUAGGUACCAUUUUUGUGAGUUUCCACUUAAGACUGAUGCAUGGAAAAUAAGCCUUGUAUUUCUAAAACUGGAUGUGAACUUUUGUACAGGAAACUGGCCAAGUACAUUAAAGCCCAUGCAUAGGCUUUCUAGUGUGCUUCUCUUGGUUUCUUUUGAAGUGUGCAUUGAAAUACUAACAGUGAAAACUAGAUCAAAUUUUCUCAUGCUAAAAACACUGAAUCGUCAUCAUAAUGUCACAUCAGACUGUGUCAUGGUUCAUAACUGCUUUUUAUCCAUUUCUUAACAAACAAUUCUUAGUUGAAAAGAGCUGCUACUGUCAAAGUAACAUUUUUAUAAACGUUACCGCUAGUCAGCUGAAUGGUGACUGGACAAAGAGUAGCUGCCUGUCUUUGCAAACAGCUGUGGGCUUCUAAGCUGCUCCCUUUUGCUAGCAAAGAUAAAAUAACUGUAAAACAUCUACAACUGUCUUGUAGAGGAUAAAAGGAGGCACAGAGAUACUUUUAACAAUAAACCUGAUUUGUAUCUAGAACUUGUAAAAAUGAAAGAGACAGCACAGCAAUACAGAAAGACAAAGGUAUCUAUGGCCCACACAUUUUCCUCUAGGCAACCAUUGCAGAUGCUUGGGAAGAGUGUUGCCAGGAGCACCACCACUAUAGUGUGGGACUUAACUGAUUUGACAGACGGGUCUGGAUUUAGACCCAUCCAGAGCAAAUGUUAUAACAUCUCCAUUUUGUCUUCACCCACACCGGUCAGUGUCACUGGAUCAGCAGUACCUUUUUAAGAAAGGAUGUGAAUGAUAUUACCCCAGCAGUGUAGACAGCUGGCUCUUGUUCAUCUGAUAAAUAUCCUUGCUUCACUGAAUCAGUGAAAAUUUCUUACAGCAUUUUAAUCUGAGCCAGCUGUCCUAUACAAAGACAUCCCUCACCUUCUGCAUAUCCCUGUGAGCAAUCCAUGCUCCUUGCCUGUUCCAGUAACACAAUGAACUCUACUCUUUUCUGAACAAACUUGUUAGGAUAGAUUUAGACCCAUACACAUGCCAUAUGUAGAACCAGAAAAAAAAUCUUAUUUUAUUUCAAAACCAUCUAGGAGAAGAAGAGAUUCUGCAUGAUGGAUGGAAGGAAUGGACACUACGCAUAUUUCUUUUUUCCCCAAUGUGGUUGUUAAUGUUUAAAAUAAACUUAAGAGAUUCUGCAGUUAAAUAAUGAUUUUUGAAAAAAAAAUCAAGAUCUGUAUCAUUCAUUAUUAAAGUUGAAAUUACUUGUGAAACAACAUAUUCUGUCUAAUAACAGAAUUUCUGGGCUACUUACCUGAUAUGUGCCAUGAUGUCCCUCACUUGGCCUCAACUUGCUUUCAGGAAUUUGCAUUUUUGACCCGGUAUGGAGGUUAAACCAGUCAGAAUCUUGAUGUCUUACCAAGAAUAUCAGACUGUGAAUAUUUCAAUUGCAGGUCAGCAUUUUACUUUGUAAGCAUGGAACAUCACACAGUGGCAACACCCGGGACUGACUUCAGAUGGCUUGUAGGUAGAUGCCUGUAACAGUCUUUUUACAGUAAAAUUGUAUCUUAUUUCACUAUUUUUCUGUAAUCCAGUUGUUUAUUUGUAAUUUUCAACUAGAAACUGUUGAUUCAGCUUUCCAGAUACAAAACUCCUUAGAGUACUGCUAUUGCCUCUAAACCACCAGUAUGUUUUUCCCUUCCCUCAACCACCGUUUUGAACAAAAUAAUUUCGCAAUUUCAUGGAGCAGUAACAGUUGAGACAAUCACUUUAUGCAGCUAAAUUUAUUCUCAGAACAGAUUACAUUUAAAUAUGGAGAAGUGGUCAACAGCAGGGAAAAUUGUCCUUUUUGUUGUCAGUCAUGUACUUUCAUGUAAGACUGGGCUCUGCUGAUAAACAGUGUUGUGUUUCCUUCUGUCUUACUGUUGUUAAAUCAAACUUGCAUGGGCUGAUGGGACAGCACAUGUGGCAGUGUGUUAAUUGAUGUGCCCGAGAAAGGAGUGAUGCAUUCGGGGGUAAUGCUGAAAUGCUGUGCCCAUCCCGGCUCUUGAAAUGAGAAUGUUCUCUUUUCCAUGGGUGACGUACUAACACUUUUAGAUUCCAUGGUAAACGAUCUAUGAAAUGCUUGAUAAAAUUAAGAAAUGUAGAACCCUUAGUGACAGCACUGGUGUGAGCUAUUAGAUACUCCACACUUUUUGUUCCUCUGCCACUGAAGGGCAUAAUAUUUCUGUAGGUACAGGUGACUCUGCACAGGAAGUAUAUCACUAAACCUCCUCUUACUGGGAAUGGAUUCUGUGCUAUUCCUGUGCUAUUUUUGUUAUUCCCAGUUAACCACCCUGUAGGUGGCCUCCAUAGCCUUGCAUCUCCCACACCUCCUUGCUCCCCUGUAAAUGAAACAGUAAGUGGCUUAAAUAAAACCUACAGCACUACAGAUUUCAAAAGAAAGGCUUUUAUCUAUUAGUCAUUGACUGUGAAUAUAAAUCUCCUUGCUACUGCAAGGGGGCGUGCUGACAUGACUGACUGACACGUGAUACCUCUAACUUACUACUUGCAUUGAAAAAAAUUACAAUGUUAGCUUUGCUUUACAUGAUUCUUCUACAGACUUCAAUAAAAAUGUGACUAUAAAUAAUUACAAAGCCUGCCUUUUUUUAGGCAACCUAUAGUAUACAGAGUGGAGAAUGUUACAAGAGCACAUCCAGUAAAGACAAUACAUCAACAUAAUAAAGCAGGAUAUUUCAGUAAAAAUAGAAUAAAUAAAAUAAAAAUAUUUUAAGCUGUAUUUAACAGGUUAAGUUAGAAUAUGGCAUCAGACAUACAAGGCAUAGUGAACAUGGCUGCCGGCCUACAGAAUCACUAGGUAUUAUAAAAAAUGCAUAGAUAACUGAAGGGUUGCUAUAACAUCAACUAGAACAGUUGCAGUUGCUCAAAAACACACACACACCCACCCCUCAUACAUACUUUUUUUGGCCAUGGUAAAAACAGUGUCUGAGUAUAUUGUGAAACAGAAGAUAAUAGGCUUUGAAAUAUUAGGCUCUGAUUCUGCAAACACCUGGGUGUGUAUUAAUUUUUUGGAGAAUUAGGAGCUCUACUGAAGCAAAAAGGCCACAUAUAGUCAAAUCAUCAAGCACACUACUUAAAUAUUUGCAAAAUCAACAGCAUUUUGUUAACAGACAAAAACCUCUUAAAACAUACACUGGCAAGUGAUGUACAGCUUUUCAAAUACCUUUCUGUCUUCUCCUCAGCCCUGCCUGCAGCUGCACCCAUUGCUAAUGAAAGCUAACUAGAUGUUCCUAGCCUUGACAACACAGAUGUAGAACCUUUACACUGCUGUUUGAUAAGUCUUGGUUUAGUUAAAGAGAGUCUGGAUCUCUCUUGGGGAGAAUCAGCACGGUGCAGAUGCAACGAAACAAUUUAAUUAUAGUGUUUAAAAUUAAUUCACUGCUGUACAACAGUUGCCAAUCACGACGUUGUCAGCAGGAACUUUAAAAAGAUACUGUCAAAGUAUUUAAUUUAAAAUAAAAUAAAAUGUGAAUCACUAGCACAAUGAUGAACAAGGAAACUUUAAUCUCUUCACAAUCCUACCUAAGGGUACCUGUUAGCUACCACAGCUUGAGAGCAGCCAUUCCUGGAAAUAUUCAAGACCAGGUUGGAUGGACAACUUUGCCUGGUGAAAAGUGCCCUCUGAUAGGGUUUGGAAUGAGACGACCUUUGAGGCCUCUUCCAGACCAAACAGUUCUGGGAUUGUGUGCUAGGAAGUGAGUUUUACUGCUCCUAGCAGAGGUGACUGGGAUCAGGACUGGAAACUAUGGAAGCUGUAUGCAAGCUGCCAUGCCCGUGCUUUGUGAUCUGGCUCCGUGGUCAGUUCAGCCACAGGUACUGCUAAAGGGGCUGGGUUUGUUUGCACCCCCUCCCCUCCAGCUCUCCCCGUGUACUCAGCACAAGCAGCUUCUCCAGCUGUGCAGGCAAUAGAGGUGGUGCAAAGGAGGUGGCAAGAGCGUGAGCCUUGAGAGGGGAAACAGCUGCUUCAGUGCCUGAGGUGCAGGAUUGUGGUCAUGAAGAGAUCUGAGAUCCAUAGAGGAUCAGCUCUUCAGAGGGUAUUGUAGAAAGCUAAAUUUAAUUACAAUAGUUGCAUAGCCAGCCUUCACCUGACACUUGCUCAUACAUCACACUGAGUUUGGUAAUGAUUUUUCUGCGUUUUUUCAGUGCAGAAAUUUUGUGAAUCAUCAUUAUUUUCCUGUUGUGUUCCUAAGUUACUUUGCCAGGUGUGGUCAUUAAUUUCUUCAAACAAGGAAAUAAAAAAGAAAAUAGUUUGUUUAUAACAGUCUCUCGCAUAUUAAAAUAAAAAAAGAGUUAUUGUAACAAGAACUUUACCAGUGCUCCUUUAU
Molecule: messenger RNA, 7613 nt
Organism: Motacilla alba alba
Lineage: Eukaryota; Metazoa; Chordata; Aves; Passeriformes; Motacillidae
Gene: NSUN7
Product: NOP2/Sun RNA methyltransferase family member 7
Exons: 12
Coding region: 496-2562 (688 amino acids)
Molecular function (GO): methyltransferase activity
Source: RefSeq, a predicted model, not a curated record